UGCAGUCAUUACACAGACAUGUGAUUUCACCACUUGUAAAGAGGACAGUCAGACUCGAGGUCAGUGUUGUUUCGUCCAGCGAGAAGAAGAACUUGUUCAGAAGAAACGUCCACUGAAACGACUGCAACACAGGAUGCGUCCUCUGGCCCUCCUCUGUGCACUUGUGACAGUCUCUGUCACCGUGGCUCGGCAUCGCCUCCCUCUGCUCUCCCCAGAGAUGGUGAACUUUGUUAACAAGGCCAACACCACCUGGACGGCCGGGCAAAACUUCCACAACGUUGACAUCAGCUAUGUGAUGGGACUGUGUGGGACCUUACUGAAUGGACCCAAGCUGCCAGAGGUAGUUCACAACAUUGAAGGCAUGAGGCUCCCAGACACCUUCGAUGCGCGGCAGCAGUGGCGCAACUGUCCCACAAUCCAACAGAUCCGAGACCAGGGCUCCUGUGGGUCCUGUUGGGCCUUUGGGGCCGCUGAGGCGAUAUCGGACAGGCUGUGUAUCCACAGCGGUCAGAAGAUCUCACUGGAGAUCUCUGCUGAGGAUCUGCUGUCCUGCUGUGAUGAAUGCGGGAUGGGCUGUUUCGGGGGUUUCCCCUCCGCUGCUUGGGAGUUCUGGGCAAAGAAAGGACUGGUGACAGGGGGCCUGUACGGCUCCAAAGUCGGCUGCCGGCCCUACAGCAUCGCUCCCUGUGAGCAUCACGUCAACGGGACUCGUCCUCCCUGUCAGGGUGAACAGGACACUCCUAAGUGUCAGCAGGUGUGCAUUGAUGGAUACUCGCCAUCAUAUCCCAAGGACAAACACUUUGGUAAACAUACAUACAACAUCCCGUCCCAGCAGGAGCAGAUCAUGACUGAGCUGUACAAGAACGGACCUGUGGAGGCAGCUUUCUCUGUAUAUGCAGAUUUUCUGCUGUACAAGUCGGGUGUGUACCAGCAUGUGACAGGGGAGAUGCUGGGCGGUCAUGCCAUCAAGAUCCUCGGCUGGGGAGAGGAGAAUGGGACUCCCUACUGGCUGGCUGCGAACUCCUGGAACAGUGAUUGGGGAGAUAAAGGUUUCUUCAAGAUCAAGCGUGGAAAUGACGAGUGCGGUAUUGAGUCCGAGAUGGUUGCAGGAAUCCCAAACAACUAGAUCAAAUGAGUCCUGCCUGCCAAUCAAGUCUAUCGAGAGAGAUUAAAAUUAUGAUUUCAAGUAGAGAGAAUAACUAGCACAACAUGGUGAAACAGGAACUUGUGUGCAUGCGUUGUUGUUGUUCCAAAUAAAUUAUUAAGUCACAAGAAAGUCAUGCAAGAAGUUUUGUGGACUGUGCGUGUAUCUAAAUUAAAUGUACUCCAAGUGUAAUCAAGUACAAUUGUGAGGCACUUUGUAAUAUUUCAUGAAUAUUGUACUUUUUCUCUUAAAUUGUUCAACAACUUUGGUGAGUUACUUUGUAGAUCAAUAUAAUCCAUACAGAAUAUAAAUCCCCUGAGGGUCUGAGGCCUGAAGUUAUCCAGUUUUGAAAGAAAAUGCUGGAAUCCAGUAACUCGCACAGGCAGCAGAAGGUGGCGGUAAUGUCCAUGAUAGGUCUGCAGACAAAGGGCUCCAAGGCUGCAGCGCAUCAAAACCCAAAACUAGAAACAAUGGAGCAUCUGUUUCAUAUGUGUGACACAAUCCAGAACAUAGGGAAGUCUUUACAAAAUUAGAUAAACUCCAAAUCCAUACAUGUGCUGACUUAUUCUCUUUUAGAAGUAUUCUGUUGAAGAACAAACAUGUUCAAUUUUCAAUCAGUGGUAUGGACUAUACUAUUGUAAUACUACAUACAUAAAUGUCUUUUAUCCAAAUCCUCUUCAUUGUACAAUGCACUUAGGAAUUCAUUUUCUUUACUCUAGGUGUCUAAUAAAAGAUGAACAAAG
Messenger RNA from Acanthopagrus latus (yellowfin seabream), 1887 nucleotides. Its product is annotated as cathepsin B-like. Gene Ontology annotation, biological process: regulation of catalytic activity. Lineage: Eukaryota; Metazoa; Chordata; Actinopteri; Spariformes; Sparidae. Gene Ontology annotation, cellular component: lysosome. The record is from RefSeq and is a predicted model, not a curated record. The transcript is spliced from 10 exons. The coding region runs from base 134 to 1126 and encodes 330 amino acids. Gene Ontology annotation, molecular function: cysteine-type endopeptidase activity.